Molecule: messenger RNA, 1535 nt
Organism: Prosopis cineraria
Lineage: Eukaryota; Viridiplantae; Streptophyta; Magnoliopsida; Fabales; Fabaceae
Product: metal transporter Nramp6-like
Biological process (GO): metal ion transport
Cellular component (GO): membrane
Molecular function (GO): manganese ion transmembrane transporter activity; cadmium ion transmembrane transporter activity
Source: RefSeq, a predicted model, not a curated record
GGUACAUGACGAGUUCCAUUGAGAAAUGAGAAUCUAAGUUCGAAGAUGAAGGAGGAGUCACUCUCCCAUCACUGUUCUGUUUUGCCUCUAUAUAAACCAUUUUAUGUUUCGUGCCUUUUGGGUUCAAAGAACACUGAAGACAGUUUAGUUGACACGGCUUUUGUUUCUGCGAGGAGUGGUUGGACCCGAGGGAUUGCGACUUGGCGGAAACAAGAGAACUAUAAAACCAGACAUCCGCAGCUUAAUUCUACGACAACAAUUGAGAGAGUCUUAUAUUGCACAAGAUCGGCGGCGCCCAUUGUCGCUUCUUCAAGAGCUGCUUCCAUGUUCCUUCACUGACCACCUUAUUGUAUUAGAGGCAGAAAGGAACAGGAGAACAGAGAAUAUGGCUCUCACAGGUUCAGCAUCUAGACAGCCGCAAUUCAUUUUGAGCACUGGAAACCGAAGCUCUUCCGAUGCUCCUCUGAUCGAAAACUCAGACACUGAACAAAUUGUCGUCCUGAUGUGAGUUAUCAAACUCCUUUCUUGAUUCAUCAUAGUUUUUAAUUUUCUAUCGCAUGUAAAAUGGAUAUUUAAAAUUUGUUUGCGAGUUUUCUUUCUGCUGGUUAGCUGCCAUAUUGCUGAUUUGAUAAUGAUGCCUAGUGAUUCGCAGCUUUAAGUCUUUAUUCUCUCUGUUUGCUUAUGACUAAUCUUUUCAGUUACAGUGAAGUUACUUAUCAAUGACGUUGUAUUUCAUGUCAUAAGUCCAUAUGAUGGACUUACAGUGUUAACGGCAUAAGUCAACAUACAGAAGUGUCAUAAGCACAUAUGUGUAUCACUCUUCAAAUAGUUAUAAAGCUUGUAAUAUGAGGUUUAUGUGAAUAAUCAACAAGUAAUCAGCCCCCUGGUAACAGUUUCAUAGCAAACCCUUCAAUAAAACAAAGAGUGACAGAGUGAAAGACCCCAUGAGUUGAAACUUGGAAAACAAUAUUAAGAUGUUAAAGAUUCUUUUCUUUUUCCCCUGACAUUUUCUUUCAGUUAGUGACAAAUUAGAAAUUACAUUGAAUUAAGUCUUGUAGUUAAAUUGGUGUCCAAAGCAAUUUGCACAAUGACCAUGAUUUGUGUAUGAUUCUCUUCUGCAGAAAACAAGCUGGAAAAACUUAUUUGCAUAUAUGGGUCCUGGUUUUCUUGUUUCUAUUGCAUAUAUAGACCCGGGAAACUUUGAAACGGAUCUUCAGUCAGGGGCACAAUAUAAAUAUGAGUUACUUUGGAUUAUAUUGGUUGCCUCUUGUGCUGCUCUUAUAAUUCAAUCAAUGGCAGCCAAUUUAGGAGUUGUAACUGGAAAACAUUUAGCAGAGCACUGUAGAACUGAAUAUCCGCGGUCAACAAACUUCAUCUUAUGGGUUAUUGCUGAAAUUGCCAUAGUGGCUUGCGACAUUCCUGAAGUGAUAGGAACAGCCUUUGCAUUGAAAAUGCUCUAAAUACCUGUUUGGAUUGGUGUUCUUUUAACAGGGCUCAGUACAUUGAUCCUCUUAGCAUAAAACAAUAUGGGGUAG